This is a messenger RNA of Trematomus bernacchii (emerald rockcod), 1225 nucleotides long. It is a transcript of the gene sri, whose product is annotated as sorcin. Bases 272 to 817 code for a protein of 181 amino acids. Gene Ontology annotation, molecular function: calcium ion binding. The transcript is spliced from 8 exons. NCBI's taxonomy places the organism in Eukaryota, Metazoa, Chordata, Actinopteri, Perciformes, Nototheniidae. The record is from RefSeq and is a predicted model, not a curated record.
AGCCAAUCGGCUUCCAGCAGUGAGGAAACAGGACAUUUAAUCACCAAACAUCUUCACAUUCUUUUGGUCGCACCUCGCCCGGUUGGAUUACUUAUCGGAUUACCCAUAUAUUUGCUUAAAACCACGCUUUUAAUGCUCCAGGCUCUUCUGAAAUACUCUCAGUUUUUGGUGUGUGUGUUUCUGCAGACACACCCUCUGAAGUGAAGGAGGGGAAACCGAGCAUUUUCUCACUGUUUAUUCCUGUUAUCUGUUUUUCACUCUAUAUUUAACUAUGGCUUUCCCAGGAUACGGAGCACCCCCCGGUGGCAUGGCGCAGGAUCCAAUCUACGGAUAUUUCACAGCUGUAGCUGGACAGGAUGGACAGAUCUCAGCAGACGAGCUGCAGCGCUGCCUCACACAGUCCGGCAUCGCUGGGUCCUACAAACCGUUCUGCCUGGAGACGUGCAGACUGAUGAUCACCAUGCUGGAUAGGGACAUGUCCAACAGUAUGGGCUUUGCUGAGUUCAAGGAGCUGUGGCAGUCGGUGAACGGCUGGAAGAACACGUUCGCCUCGUACGACCGCGACCGCAGUGGAACGGUGGAGGGACACGAGCUGCAGCAGGCCUUCAGCGCCAUGGGUUAUAAUCUGAGCCCUCAGGCAAUGAGCAUCAUCAUGAACCGCUACAGCGUGCAGGGCAGAAUCGGGUUCGACGACUUCAUGAGCUGCUGCAUCAAACUCCGCGCGCUGACCGAUCAGUUCCAGAGGAGAGACACAACCCGGACGGGCAGAGCCGAGUUUCAUUUUGACGAGUUCAUCCAGGUCACCAUGAACAUAUGAAGCGGGGAAACCUCUCAUCAUGUUUCUCUGCAGUUCAUCCAGGUCACCAUGAACAUAUGAAGCGGGGAAACCUCUCAUCAUGUCUCUCUGCAGUUCAUCCAGGUCACCAUGAACAUAUGAAGCGGGGAAACCUCUCAUCAUGUCUCUCUGCAGUUCAUCCAGGUCACCAUGAACAUAUGAAGCGGGGAAACCUCACAUUAACAGCAUGGACUCUUUUUGUUGUAAUAGUUUUAAUCAUUGUAGAAACACGGUUAAAAUGUCACUUUUUCACAUUCAUAACUAACGCAUAUUUUUAUUUGAACUACUAGCAACAAUAAAGUAACCUCAGUCUGUACCAAUGAUGAUAACCCUCUGUGCCUAUGUGUGUGAACAUGUAAGACAUUCAUAAAAACUCUCAUAGAAAUCUGA